Molecule: messenger RNA, 1980 nt
Organism: Truncatella angustata
Lineage: Eukaryota; Fungi; Ascomycota; Sordariomycetes; Amphisphaeriales; Sporocadaceae
Product: putative aminotransferase
Exons: 3
Coding region: 338-1768 (476 amino acids)
Biological process (GO): biosynthetic process
Molecular function (GO): pyridoxal phosphate binding
Source: RefSeq, a predicted model, not a curated record
CAAGGCACACAGGGGGAUGAUAUCGUACGCCAAUGAGAGAGCAUUCCCUGAUAGUAGUUCAUGUAGGCUAGAAUCGCGUUGGUCCUGCUUUGAUCGAGCUGGAGGACACAUUCGGAAGCGAAUGUAACGUAAUGCACUAUAUUUGUAUAGCUAACGUGUUACAGCCACUCUUUCCAGCGGUCCAACAGGCAACACCUGGGUCAGGGCCGCAACUAUUUGGACAAAAAAAGUAUCAAUCUAAGUUCACAAACUAGAAACCUGCGUGCCAGAGUUAGCGUCGCUUGACACGGGCUCCAAUACAGUCGUCGCCAAUAUCAAUUCCAACAACCACGGCAUCAUGGAUCAGAAAUAUGAAGGAUCGCUGGUGAAACAGAUCAAAUCGCAGCAGGUUCAACCCAAUUCGACGAAGGACCUGCCGACUUUCUAUCGCAACAUUGGUGAAGCCCUCGACGUGCGUCGCUCGACCCAAAGCCUGUUCUCCAUCGUCCAGAACAACUGGCAAAGCAAAAAUGCCGUGGACUUCUGCUCCAACGAUUACCUCUCCUGGAACACAACGGGGCUAAUUCGUUCGAGUUUCCUCGAAGAAAUCAAUCGCUAUCCUGACUUUAGCGUCGCCGCCGGUGGUUCGAGGGUCAUGGAGGGAAACUACCCAUAUAUCGAGGAGACCGAGCAGGAAAUUGCGUCCUUUCAUGGAGCUGAAGCAGGAUUGAUUACGAGUUCUGCAUUUGACGCCAAUGUCAUGGUUUGGACUGCACUUCCCCGACCAGGAGAUGCGAUUGUGUACGACGCCUUGGUGCACGCGAGCACUCACGAAGGCAUGGAACGCAGUCUCGCGAUUCAAAGGACUGAAUUUCAACACAAUGAUGUCAAGGCAUUCCGCAAGACAUUAAUUUCAAUUCUGGACGCUCAGCCGAUGAUUAAACAAGGCAGACGCUCUAUACUUGUCGCAGUAGAAUCAGUGUAUAGCAUGGAAGGCGACGUAUGCCCCCUGCUUGAACUGGUUGAAGUGGCAGAAGAGGUUUCAGAAGGACUUGGGAAUAUACAGUUCGUUAUAGACGAAACACACAGCGGCGGAUUGUUUGGGCCGAAUGGUGCAGGCCUUGUGUGCGAGAUGGGCUUGGAAUCGGAUAUUGCGGUGCGGGUACAUACCUAUUCGAAAGCGAUGGGCGCUUGUGGAGGAAUUAUAUUCUGCAACGAAAUGAUCAAGUCCGCAUUGAUCAACUUUGCACGUCCCAGCAUAUAUUCUACGUCAUUACCCUUCCCAUUUGUGGCAGCGAUUCGCGCUGGACACAGGCUACUUGGAACACCGGAGGCACAGAGGGGCCAAGACAAUGUGCAACUCCUUGCUCGAACUUUCUUCAAGUCUUUGACAUCACAUGCACUCUGGCCAAUAGCCCAAGAGAAAGGUCUUCUUUCCGUGCCACUUGCUGACGGAUGGGAAGAACGACCGUUUCUUACCCAUAUCGUCACUAUCUGGACUCGUCAAAAGUACAUCUACUGGAUAUACAUGCAUCUACUCUCGGCCUCGUUCUACGUCUUGCCUGUUAAACACCCUGUAGUGCCAAGCGGUGAAAGCCGUCUUCGGGUCACGUUCCACGCGGGAAACACGGCCGCACAGGUGGAGGCCCUAGUUGAACAGGUCUUUAUGUGGGUAGAAGAGAUUACGACCAUUGAGGACGGAAAGACGGAUCAGAAAGUCACGAAGGCCGCCCAGAAAGUCUACACAUGGAUGAAGCGGGAAGGAUUGAAAGGGUUUGGAAUGCUUUAGUUCUCGGUACGUUAUGGAGCUAGAAAAUAAUCCUUGACAGAGGCUUAGCGUUCCAUAAUAUCCCAUGUAUGUUGAGCGGGGAGAGGGGGAUGAUCCAUAUCUGUAGUAGAAUCGAGUGGAGACGUGGGGCGAUAAAGUGGAAAGAUGCUGUAACUAGACGGCCAACUCCUGUUAUCCUGGAUACCUUGACAUAACUAGAGACUUGGAACAUU